Molecule: messenger RNA, 4777 nt
Organism: Moneuplotes crassus
Lineage: Eukaryota; Ciliophora; Spirotrichea; Euplotida; Euplotidae
Source: the annotation of a GenBank genome assembly
AAAAAGUGAAAAUGGAUUUUUUUGAUAUCGAUGCCGCAUUUGAACAAUUUGAACAAAUGGAGACAAACUCUUACAAAAUCAUGUCAAUGGAACAACUCUUAGAAAUUUUUGGGUGCAAACUUGAAGGAAAAUAAAUUUAAAAGGCAAAUAUUUAAGAACAACCAUCAGCAAUCAGAAGAGGAAUAUGAGAUUUUGUUUAACUGGGAAGAAGAGACUGGGGACCGAGGAGGCACAACUGUUGGCCUCAGCAAAGAUUUGAAUAAUAAUGUGUUUAGGAUAAGGACCGCAGAGGAUCUGAGGCUGAAUUAUGCCUUUAAGAAUCAGAGAACUCUACAGAAGAAUUAUAGCCAUGCAGACUCUUUGAGAAAUAUGAUGGGUAGUAAUGUGCUUAAUACUGAACUUACCUAUGAACAGCUUAGUCGAGUUAUUCAGACUAUAAAGCAAGAUGCUCCGAAUAGAAAACAUAUCGCAUUUUGAUUUGCAUCUCCUCUUACUAAGCCUAAGUCAGCCAUCAGUAAGAAUAGGGAUUUAGAUCAGUUGAAAUUUAAAGAGGAGUUUCAGGAUAUACAAAAUUCAUUAAAAGAAACUGGGAAAAGUAUAAAAUUUUUCAAAUGAGUGGCUACCUACACCAACUUCGGAGAUAUGCUUGCUAACAAUCCUUACGUGUUACACUUCUCAGGGCAUGGCGUCACCACCCAUUUCGAGCUGCUAAAUAACCAAAAGCCAGAAAAUGGCCAUAAUGGUGAUUAUUUAAUCAUUGAGGAUGAGUACUGAGGAGGAUACGAAAUGAACUGUAACAUGCUCAAAAGUUUACUUGAGAAGGCGAAGAUCAACAUCAACGUCGCAGUCGUCUUAUCCUGCCACUCACAGUUCAUUGGCGAGAUGUUCCUCAAAGCAGGUGUUGAGCAUGUCAUCUGUGUUGGCAGUAAAUACAAAGUCCAGGAUAAUGCCUGCAUUAAGUUUGCAAAAGCUUUUUAUAAAGGGCUGUUCGACGCUGGGUCAAAAACUGUAUGAGAAGCAUUCGAGUUAGCCAAAAGUAUGGUAAGAAUGCAGUUUGGAAGAGACGGAAUUCAGAAGGAGGAAAACAAAUUCAAAUGCCUUCAUAAGCAUCAGAAUGAAAGUGACUGUAGGCCGAUUGAUAUAGUCAUUCAGAAUGGAAAUGUUGUAGACUGAUCAAAUAAGAGUCAGGUAAAAAGACUCCCUUUUAGAACCAGUGAGAUCUUAGGAAGGCAUUCUGACUGCUCAAAGAUCAUUAAAUCUCUUCUCUCGCAUUCUAUUGUUUGGAUUGAAGGAAGGAAAGGGAUUGGAAAGUCUGCUACUGUUAAAGAAAUUUCUCAUUUGAUAUUUGAGAGAGAUGUCUUUGAAGAUGGAGUAAUCUAUAUGCCGCUAAGAGACUGAGACUUUCUUGAAAACCUAAUUGAACAGAUGUUUAUCUAUCUCGCUCAAAGCUUCACUUCUCCAAAGGCUAAGAAAGAUCUUGAAACCUUCUCAUCUAAUGAAGUGAGUGAAAAGUAUAACAAGUGUAUAACAAUGAUCUCAAACUUAAAAUUAUUGAUAAUUUUUGAUGAUUGAGAUCCUAUUAUUCAUAACGAGUUGGGAGAAUUUCAAAAGUUGAUUGAGGAUUUUGCACAGAGAGUGCAAAAUUCCACACUCCUUUUCACCUCCAAAGUAGCUAUAGAUGGGCUCGAAAGAUACAAUUAUGAAAUUAUUCGCUUACAGCCUCUUCCUGAAAUGAGUAUCUUUGAUCUCCUUCUGAAGAAAGUGAAGUCUAAAGAAAAUUUCAAAAAUGAGCUGUUAGAGCUUCAAAAUAAGACCCGUAAAGAGUCUCAGAAGACGAAUGAGAUCAACCUAGAGCACGACAUUUUUAGGAUUCUGAACGGGAACCCUCUUUCCGCAAUUCUAGUGGCAAGUUUAUACCAAGAUGCCUCAAUUAGUGAGAUUUAUAAGACACUUACCAUUUUUAAGAGAGAAGAAAGAACAAGUGCGGAUAUGGAAGAGACUAUCUUCUCUCUAAACCUGAAGAAUUCCAUGAAAUUUGUAAAGAAACUCUCAGCUAUCUCAUACCAAAUCAUUCUGGCUUUCGCAUUAUCCCCCAGUGGGCUUUCAAGGACUGAUCUGAGGGGAAUGUUCCAGUAUCAGGAGAAAGACUUAAAAAUUAUUCAAGAGAGGGAGUUCAGUCUCUCAAGGAGUAAGAACACCGACCAUUCUGAGCCAUCAUUCUGUAUGGAGAUGUCAAUAAUGGAUUCAAUCCGGAAAUUAGCGGACAUAAAAGAUUUGGAAAAGAUUGAUAAGAUCAUUGUUGAGCAUAUUGUGAAAGAUCUCAUGCAUCAGAUUGGUAAUGCUACUACUAGUCCUCAAAGUGAGAAAUACUUCAUCAUCAAUUUUGAGGGAAAUAUCUGGGCAGCAUUAUCACGAAUGAAGAACAAAUUUGAGAGAGACCAGCAGACAUUGAACCCUCUCUCUAAUCUUACUAAUAAGGAUGGUAUCACGUUCAAUAUGCUUGGGAAUGGAAUAAUCAAGUACAUUCAGAAUAAGGAUUUGAUCUCAAAGGCCAAGAAUAUGGUAUAUAGAGCCAAGAAAGGGAACUACAUGUCAAAGAAAUCUCAGCUAAUGGAUAAAUGCUUCUUUGCUAAGAGCAAUAAAAUAGAUUUUGGUGAUUCUUUAACCUCAAAUGCACUCUCAGCUAAGAAAGGCAGAGAGGCUAAGAACCGGAACCUUCUCAGAACUUUCGCAAAGAACUUGUUGAAUGAAGAAGAACAAGAAGAAGCUAAGAAGUUAGCUGAGAAAUAUGGAUUUAAGGCCGAUAAUACAUCAAAAGUGCUUCAUACUAGAUCAAAGUUGUUAGAAGUGUCUCAAGAAGAGUCCAAGGAUGAUUCUCGACAAAUUGACAAAGGCUUCAGCCAGUCUGAAAGUUCAUCCACCUCUGGAGAAUUCGAGAGAGAUACUGAUGAAGUAGUUAAUAUUUCAAGUGGGCUUAAAGUUGUUAUUGAGAAUACUCCAACAGAAGAAAAUGUAACUGACACAAAGACGAACCCAAAUGAUUCUAGCAAAAAGAAGAGCUUCAGUGCUGUUCUUAGAGAAGAGAAAAAGCAAGAAAUUAGUGUUUCAUCAUUCAAUAUGGGAAAAGAACCAGAGGUAGAAGUUGAAAAUAGCUCAGACUCUUCAGACAAAAGUCCUUUUUGACAACAACUUGAAGGGUCUCUUCCUCCAAGUCAGUUAGGCACUUUUGUUAAGCCUGUUUACGAACUAGGUUUACAUGAUAAGCUUGCGAUUCUCUUUUCAACCGUUUUAUGUAAAAACAAUCACUUGGACUCUGCUCUAAAAGUGAUAGAGCAAUAUGCCUUGGAUUGAUCGAUUAACAAAUUAUCGCAUGCAAAUGCAGUGAAAAUCAAGACAAUUUUGAUGCUAGAGGACGAAAGCGAGUCCUUUAUCAACAUCAAAGCUUGCUGAGAUUUGGCUCUAAAGAAAUUUUCAAGAGUAAAAUCAAUACUGGGUUGAGCAAUUUGCCAUCUUCUCCAAAUCAUCAUCCUGACACAAAAUAUUCGUUCGCCUUAUGAAGAGUCUGACGAUGGAGAGAACGAGGAUCAGGGAAUAAAAAUUGACAAGAAUAACCCAGAAACUACUGACUACCAUUACGACAACUUUUAUAAAAGAAUGUACCAGUUAUUGAGGAUCAAGAAUUCUGGUAAAACUUCUGAUUCAUACAAGAAAAUUGUGCUAAAUGUAAAGGACUUUGAGAACCAGACCUCCACCACCCUGUUUGAUGUCACAGGGGAUGACUGCUUAAUCCGCAAGUUUAUCCUGACCCCAAUCCUCAACACAAAGGAUGAAAAGAUGAAUGAGUUUCAAUUAGAGAAAAUAGAUGACGCAAAGAUUACUCAGUUGAUUCAAAGACUUAAGCAGAAAGAAAUUGAAAGAACUUGUGUUAACAAGAUCCAGAAGAAAUACUACUCGAAGAAGGUCGAAAUACCCCAAAGCCCUCUCUUGAUUGAGGAAGGCAAACGUAAUGGCUCAGAGAAGAUCUAUUCAGGAGGGUUCUUGAAUUCAGUGUCUUCCACACCAAAAGUGGUUGAAAAAGAUUCAAAAACUCGACUGCAUAAGUAUAGAAGAGAAAGCGACCAGAGGGACAAUUAUAACUCUGGCACUCAUUUAUUCCAGAUUAAGCACGACAGACUCCAGCAGUUAAAAUAGCAAUUCUGAUAUUUUUAAGCAAAGUCCUGUGAGCAAAUUUAAUGCUAAAUAUUCUCAGAUGAAGAUCCCUCAGAGCAUCGGAAAAAUUGUCCCAAUGGGGUACUCUCCAUUUGUAAGAUCAGACAAAAAGAAUUUCAAGUCUCCAGGAAUGGGAGGGAAAGUGAACAAGACCCAAGCGAUUAUAGUACCAAGGACAAAAUAAGUCUAAAAUUACAAAACAAAGAUGUAGGAGCAGAGCUCAUAGGGCUAAUAAAACCACUCAUCCUCUUAGAGUAAAGGGUUCGAAGUCCUAUGUUAGUCCGAUGAGGAAAAACUCUCCAAUAUACAAAUGCUCUAGGACAAGGUCACCUUUAAAUUCUAAAGGAUCGUAUGAUAAGAAGACUUAUUUCAGAGAGAAUAUAGAGCAUCCAGAUCACGCAUAUAACCAAGCUAGAUAUAUUUCAGGGGAUAAGUAUCCUGUCAGAAUAUGUAAGAGCAGUCAGAAAAUGAAGAAAAUACCCAUGUAUUCUUUAUACAGUCCACCUAUUUCAAAACAUAACUACAAAUACGACACCAUUUUAGAAUAAAACCAACUUAAAAAUUAGGC